Molecule: messenger RNA, 6061 nt
Organism: Danio aesculapii
Lineage: Eukaryota; Metazoa; Chordata; Actinopteri; Cypriniformes; Danionidae
Gene: arhgef5
Product: Rho guanine nucleotide exchange factor (GEF) 5
Exons: 15
Coding region: 658-4995 (1445 amino acids)
Biological process (GO): activation of GTPase activity; intracellular signal transduction
Cellular component (GO): cytoplasm; nucleus
Molecular function (GO): guanyl-nucleotide exchange factor activity
Source: RefSeq, a predicted model, not a curated record
GUUUCUGUGACAGAGAAUGGCUGACUUACUCAAACAAAUUCUAACGCAAUCACUGUGGGUCUUCUAAGUUUAUGAGAAGUUAAGCAAAGCUACGCACAAGCUUGAACAGACAUUUACUUUUGGACUCCUCUGUAAGACAGCGCUGGAGGGGAAAGCAUAAGGAAAACAGAAACAGAAGGAAGGGAGGAAGAUAAGUGUCAAUCUGUUCAAACUUGUUUGGGAAUUUGAGACAGGACGGAGGAGGGGAAAAGAGAGAGAGAAACCGAGAGAAAGACUGAAAGGAACACUGAGAAUUUUUUUUCUCAAAUUUUAACAGUGUUGACAACAAUUUUUGCAUUAAAUAAGACAGAAAGGCUGGAUAAUUUAAUCAGUGUUUUCAGUAGCGCAUUUAUCUCACUCAACUUUGGUUCUCUCAAAGGGCAAACACUGAUAUGUGGAAUGUCUAUGGAUUGUGCAACUCUUAGCUUUACUUUGUCUAAAAAGUAAAGAAAAAGAGGUAAAGAGACAGAGAAGUGUCCCCCAAGACCCUUCUCAGGUUCUCCGUGUUGCCAUGGAAAUCAGUCAAAAUAACUGGGUCCCUCAAGACACUGUGCAAAUGCAGACCUCCUAAGGUGCAAAAGGCUGUGUCAAAUUCAGUGCAAAUUAAAACAACAAAUUAUGGACAGAGAAAGAGCAAUGAUGCAAGAUUCAUGUGAUGGGACUAGGGAGAGGGACAGACUCCCUGCAAUUAGAAGAAGAGAAAUUGACUGGAGAGAAAGAGAGAGACGGAGAGAUGGAGAUCAAUAUGCAAAUGGAAAGUCAUCAUUGUUUGAGCACACUGUACAUGGGGAACGAGACAAAGAAAGUAAAAAAGGGGACACUUUUCCGAGGAUGACAAAAGCAAACAGAGAAAGAGACAGAAGAAUUCCACUUUCAGAGAAUGAGAGGGAACGUCGCAUGGAAAGAUCUAAGGACACAACAUAUGAGGAUGAAAGAGAGAGGGAAAGAAGAAUCAGAGAUAUGGACACACAGAAUGAAAGAGAAAGAGCAUUAAACAGGGUGGAGUGGAGGAUAAAUGACACAAGAAGGCGCAUGAAGGAGCAUUCAGAUAGACUGAGAGAACAGGAGCUUGACUUAGGAAUGAGAGAGAGAAGGAGAGAAGGUCAAACAGGGGCCAAUGACCUUACAGGAAUGAGGGAAAAAGAGACUGACAGAGAGAGAGAGAGAUAUAGACAAAGAGACAGAGAGGCCAGGUAUUAUCCACGACCCACAGAAAGAGAAACAGGGAGUUUUUCAGACAAGGAAUGGAGGACUGAGAGACAGAAAGAGGCAGAAAGAUCUAGGAAAAGAGAUACAAAAAGUGAAGGGGACAGUGAUGAAGAUAGAGGUAAGGAAAUGAAUAGUGAAGCGAUUACUAAACCUGGACACAAACUCUACAAGAGUGAAGGAGAUAGUGAAGCAGACCGAAGGGUAGACAGAGUUAGAGACAGAUGUAGAGACCAAGAAACACAGAGACAUAAAGCAAUGCUAAGACCUAGAGAAAAAGACUACAGGGAGAAAGGCUACUGUGAUAAAAAAGAGAUGAGAAAAGAUAAAAGGCCUGACAGAGAUGCAUACUCAAACACACCUGAGAGAGGAAGGUACAGAAAUGAAAAAAAGGUUGAAGAGAGGGAGAGGUGGAGAAGAGGGAACAGAGAGCCAGAUAGAAGCAAGAUGGAGAAAAGUGGACAAACUACUGGAGAGAUGAUUUCAGGAGUUGAAAUUGAGAAAGAACAAAAGAGGUCAGUAGGGGAGAACCUUGAGGACAGAAAUAGAAAAAACACUUUUGAGAGUGAAAAGGAGAAGUUGAAAGGAAUAACAGAUGGAGAGCAGGAAGUACUGAUAGCACCAAGGGAAGAAGAGGGUGGACAAUUUGUUGUUGAGGAAACAGUUACAAUAAAAAUUAAGGGCAGAAUAAUGAAAAUGUGGCUGGAACCCAGAAGUGAGAAAAACACAACUCUUUUAGAAGAGGAGUACAGAGACAGAGAGAGAGCAAGGGAGAGGUACAACCAAAGAUACAAGGAAAGUAUGAAGUAUGAAGAAGAUCCUGCAAGAAAUAAUGAAAGCAAGAGAAAGAGUACUGAGGACAAGUAUAGGACUGGGGAAUUCACGAGAGAUGUAGAAAGGAAUGAAAAAACAGAUAAACAAGAGGACAUGGUUCAUGACAAAGAAGCUGUGGAACCAGAAUGGCAGACAGAAAGAGAAAUUGGGGUUAAAAACAUGGAAGUGGAUGAAAGAGGGGAAGAGAGCAGGAUUGAACAACACGUCUACUCAGGAAUUGAGGAAGGAAGUGAGGGAGAAUCGGAAGCAGAGAAAGACAGAAUAAUAUCAACAGAUGAUGGAUUUGUGACAGUCUCUAGUGGAGGAGAUGAUGCAGAGGAGGAGGACUUUGAAGAUUGUAAGGAUUUCUGGAAUGGUGAAGUUCCCACUGAUAUCUAUGGAUGCUCAGAAGCUACACAGGGUGGAGAGAGAGAACCCCUGAGGGUUUUUUGUGUGAUUGGUCAAACCCCUAUUGAGUCACAAACCAAACAGAAUGCAUAUAUAGAUACUGCUUCUGAGGAAGCCACCGAUCAGCAUUCAGAUCAAAACAUGGACAUCCAAGGUGUUAUGAUCAUUGAGGAUGCAAAUGAAGCAUUUGAAAAGAUUAAACACAACAAAUCUGACAUAGAAAGAGCAAUGGAUGACCUCACUCUUUCUCCUAAUGAAGAAAACGUUGAGAAAACAGGAGAUAAUAACCAGGGAACAGAUGACAUAACAUCACAGGAAGGUCAUAUGAUUCCUUCCAAAGAGGGAGCAGAAGAAGAGUUUGCGGAGCCUUCUGAAACUUUAGACCCCUGCAAUGAUAACGGACAUGAGACUACAGUGGCUCAUAGUGAAGAUGCAUUACACAGAAGAGAAAUGGAAGCUACUGGAAACACAGAGGAGCAUUUUGAUUCAGAUGACACAUGGAGCACAUGUGAAGAACGAAAGCGAUGUUCUACUGCUCCUCACCUUACAUGGGCGAAGAAUGUUGUGAAAGAGAUCCUGGGUCCGAAUUCAGAAGACACAGAACAUAUGAAAGGUAGUGUGACACACAUAGAUAUACAAAUAAACACACAAACAGAAACUGACAGAGAAAUUAACAUAUCGAGCGAACAGGAAGAACUAAUACAGAUAGAAGAGAAGCAACAAGAAGAGAUUGAAAAAGAGUCAGAUGAGAAAGCUAUCUUGUUGGAUCCAAGGUGCAUUGAGCAGACAGUUUCCUCAAAAAGAGAGGCAGAUAAGACAGUAGAAGGACACGUUUCUAAGAGGAAAGAUAGCAUAGAGAAUGUCAUUUUAGGUUCUAGUAGCUUUCGAGAAUUGGGGAAUGAGGCCCGCAAAAGGAGGAAGGGUAUCCGAAAAACAACAGAGGGAACCAAAGAAGAGGAAGAGGAUGAGGAUGAGGAAGAGGGAGGAGUUGGAAGGGACCGCAGGACCAGAAUAUUCAACAAUUCAGAUGCUGAGGAGGAUAAUUUAUGUUUGACCUGGAGUGAAGGGGAUCUAAGGAAACUUGGGAGGACAAAAAAGAGGAAUUCUAAAUACUUUAACUCUCAGCUGUAUCAGGAGUACAGUGAGGUCGUCCAGAACAGAGAAAUUCUGCUGACUAAUUAUGAUACUACAUCGCUAAGUGGAGAAAAUCUCACCGUUCGUUCAUCUUCCACUCUAAAUCAUUCGCCAAAACUAUCUCACAGGCCUCUCCCAGCACUCCCUCAAGUCCACCUGCAUCCCCACACACUGUCCUUGAAUAAUUCCCUUAAAAGUCUUAAUUUACCUCAGCAAUCCAUAAACAGACCCCCUUCUCCUCGUCUGUCCAUCUCUGCUUCCUCACCCACACUGUGGCGGGAUCUCCCUGGAGUCAGAAACAGCCCAGAGAUUGUAGAACUUACUGAAGAUGAGAGACGUCUGCAGGAGGUGAGGUUUGAGGUUGUGACAUCAGAGGCAUCAUACUGCCGCAGUUUGGACAUCGUAGUGGAGAACUUUGUCAUGUCUAAACAGCUCAAUGCUAUCCUGUCAUCACAAGACAAAAAUUGGCUGUUCUCCAGGCUAAAUGAUGUUAGAGCCAUCAGUCACAGUUUUAUGUCUCACCUUGAAGAAAACGUGGAGAGAGAUAUGUUGCACUUUACAGUCUGUGACAUCAUUAUCAAAUACUGUCCACGAUUCCGAAAUGUAUAUGUGCCGUAUCUUACCAACCAAUCAUAUCAGGACAAGACAUAUCAAAGAUUAAUGGAUGAGAGUCAUGAAUUCCGCAGAGUUGUGGAAAAGUUAGAGCGUAAUCCAGUCUGCCAGCGGUUGCCUUUACGGUCUUUCCUCAUUCUUCCGUUCCAACGAAUUACACGCCUCAAACUAUUAGUGCAGAAUAUUGUAAAGAGGACUGCUCCAAAGACCAAAGAUGAAAUGCAGGCCAUUAAGGCCAUGAAACUACUUGAGAAGAUGAUCCUGGAUAGUAAUGAAAGUAUCUCUCAAAUGAAAAACAUUGAGUCACUUGUAACUCUUAAUGCCAAAGUUGACUUUGAGUGCAGGACUCUUCCAUUGAUAAGUCAGUCCCGCAGAUUGGUACGAGAGGGGCCUGUGACUGAACUGAGAGACUUUUCCUUGAAAGACAGAGAAGAAGAGAGAAGUGUUUAUAUGCACCUUUUCAAUGACUACCUCUUGCUCUCUUUGCGGAAAGAAGGGGGUAGGUUUACAGUUAUAGACCAUGCUCCUGUAUCAGAGCUGCGGGCUGAGAACUGCAGGUUCAAACUACUUUCCUUACAGAAAAACCUGUUCCGUCUGCACAUGCCACAAAAAGCCUUGCUUUUGCGAACAGAUACCCAAGCUGAUAAUCUGCGGUGGAUAUCAGCACUCUCACGUCCCUAUCCUGAGAUUGACUUCAGUGCAGUUCAGGAAACUUCACAAAUGCAAUGCAUCAGAGCAUAUGUUGCCCAGCAGCCAGAUGAACUCAGCUUGGAAAAAAGCUGAUGUCCUAGUAGUUCACCAGCAAAGUAGUGAUGGCUGGGUGGAAGGUACUCGUCUGUCAGACAGGCAGCGUGGCUGGGCCCCUGAGCCUCACCUGGAGACAAUAACCAGCGACAAAGCAAGGAAGCGCAACCUACUGGAUACCAUGAAAAUUGCUACAGCUGCAAUGUGAAGCAACAGGCUUCAAGGUUUUCAGGUAGACAUAAUCAGGUCUAUGUAAAAUAUCCCUUCAAGAGCUUUAUGUUUCAACGUCAAGGGAAGUUUCUAUUUAUUUGUUUACAUGCUGUUAAGGGUGAUGUGGGUGAUUUGGCAUUCACACAUGUAAAGAUAUAGAGUACUCCAAAACUUGGAAAAUGGUCUGCAAGGAAGUUGAAUUACACAUAAACUUUCACCAGAGCAAACAGAUGCAGCUGUUGUUCAUCUUAAGGUUUCUUAAGUUAUUAAGUAACCAUAUACAGACCUGCUACAAACAAGAACUGCAUCUAUGCAUAGUGCUUUUGAAAAAUCAAGUGAAGACUCUUAUCAUUUGGAAAUGGGGAGUCACUCCUGGAUAUGGUUGGACCUCAGUCUAUUCUCAUCAUGAUCAUGUACUUUAAUUGAUGAGCUUUGAUGACUGGAUAUAGGAAUGCUGAAUGCACACUUGAAUCAGAACUACAUGAUCUUUGUUAUUAAUUAACUUAAAUCCCCAAGUGCAAUAUAAAUUCUGUUGGAUUGCAGCCUAAUGAAAAUAUAUAGUUUAAAAAGUUUUAUCCAACAAAAUUCAAAAAGCACAAGUAAAUAUAGACUGUAAAAAACUUUAAUAAACUGCAAAUAUUAUGCAGGAUUAUGCAUUAUGGAUGUUUUUUUAAACUGCAAAAGCAGGUAUAACACUGAAAGUCACCAACAAUGUACAUAAUAUAGGAGUUUAACUUCAAUGUUUUCAUGGAAUCAACUUUCUGUUCAAACUGGAAUCAAAUGCUUUACUGUUAUAUAAAGAAUCAUUUAACAUUUCAUUAAUGUUUUUCCCAAUAUGACAGAAAGAUUAUAAACUUCUUGUCUAGAUGUAAAUAAAAAUAAAUACAGUGAGAAA